AUUGUUUGAUCGAUCUGUCUCUGCGAUGCCUUGUUGGGUAUUAGAGCUAACCAAAGUUAGUUAAUCCCAUAUUUAUGGUGGAGGGAGGGAUAAUUGUGUGGAUUUGUAGAAAGAUUAUAACGUCUCAACGACGCCGUUUUAGUAAUACCUGAGGGAUCAUUACUUCUGCCUAUAACGACGUCGUUUCGGGUCUGUGCUGGUCGCUUUUUAAAAUUGUAGAAUCGGAGAGAUUUGAGAAAGGAAGAGGAAGAGGAAGAAGAAGAAGGAGAUGGGGUACGUGUUGAGGGUGAGAAUGGCAUCUUUCUUCGCCGGAGCUGCGACCGCGUCUUUGAUCGGCCUAUCUGUUCUCUACAAGGAUUACAAAGUCGCUCACGAAUCGAUUUCUCACCAGGCAAAGGCUUUUCAUGACUCUCUGGAUACAAAGAUCUCUACUCUUGAGAGCUUGAGAAGAAGUGAAGCUCCUCAGCUUCCUCAGACAACAACUGAUUAGUAUAUGUUUCAUACUCUCUUUCUUGCUGAUGAUGUUGUUUAUUUGAGUUGCUCUUUUUCGCGUUUAUGAAUAAACUUGAAAGUUCCUGUAUGACUACUGUUAUCAAACAAUGAAGUUAAUGUAGUCAACAAUGGAUUGAAACUUGCUGUAAUACUUUUGCCAUUUCAAAAAUUUAUGUUUCAGUUUA
Molecule: messenger RNA, 677 nt
Organism: Brassica napus (rape)
Lineage: Eukaryota; Viridiplantae; Streptophyta; Magnoliopsida; Brassicales; Brassicaceae
Exons: 2
Coding region: 269-490 (73 amino acids)
Source: RefSeq, a predicted model, not a curated record